Messenger RNA from Nicotiana tabacum (common tobacco), 639 nucleotides. NCBI's taxonomy places the organism in Eukaryota, Viridiplantae, Streptophyta, Magnoliopsida, Solanales, Solanaceae. The record is from RefSeq and is a predicted model, not a curated record.
AUGCGUUUGGGUGGUCCACAUAAGCGAAAUCUCAGGACCUUAGUGAGAACCACAUUCGCGCUGGUAAUUAAGCAGAGGUACGUAGCUCAAAAUUGGAGUCAAGUGACUGCUCCAGAUCUGUUUCUUCAUGAGGAAGGGUAUAACAUUUCUAAACUUCAUACAUUUGAUGAUUUGAAGGAUAUUCUAUAUGGAGGAUCAUACACGAUUAAUAGUAUACCAAUGAUCUUGAAACAAUGGACCCUUGAAUUUGACCUUACGACUGAAUUCUUAACUGAAAUUCGACUAUGGAUUACAUUACCAAAUCUGCCAAUGAGUUGCUGGGGAAAUAAGGCUCUAAGUAAAAUAGCAAGUGCCAUAGGAAAGCCACUCUUUGCGGAUGAAUGCACAUCAAAUCAGAUGCGCAUAUCCUAUGCAAGAAUUUUGGUGGAGGCAAAUGUCACUAAAAAGCUUCCAACUGAGUUGACACUACAAGAUCCAUAUGGAAGAAUGUUCCAACAACAGGCGAUAUAUGAAUGGAAACCACACUAUUGUGCUGAGUGUAUGAAUAUUGGCCAUGAUUGUGAACUAACUAAACGAGAAAACAAAGAAGAGCAUCCUAGAGGAAGGAAAAGACAGGAGAAAGUCACUACAAGGUGGUAA